Stegastes partitus (bicolor damselfish) is the source of this 429-nucleotide messenger RNA. RefSeq names its product ubiquinol-cytochrome c reductase, complex III subunit VII (gene uqcrq). Bases 91 to 339 code for a protein of 82 amino acids. The transcript has 3 exons. Gene Ontology annotation, cellular component: respiratory chain complex III. The record is from RefSeq and is a predicted model, not a curated record. Lineage: Eukaryota; Metazoa; Chordata; Actinopteri; Pomacentridae. Gene Ontology annotation, biological process: mitochondrial electron transport, ubiquinol to cytochrome c.
ACCCGACGCCCUGAUAAAUGCGACGGACAUAGGAACCGUAUCAGUCAGAGAACAGUGUGGAGACGCGGAAAGAUCAGCUCUCUGGUAAACAUGGGGCAGAAAUUUGGAGAGUUGGCCCACAUCAGGCAUGUGAUCACAUACAGCUUGUCCCCCUUUGAGCAGAGGGCUUUCCCCAACUUCUUCUCCAAGACACUCCCCAAUACAUGGAGAAGGUUCACAGGCUCUUUCUUCAGAGUUGCUCCCCCAAUGAUCCUCGGGUUGAUGGUCUACAGCUGGGGUAACAGCGUCCAUAGGCAGAGCAAGAGGAAGAACCCUGCUGACUUCGAGAACGACCAGUAAACUGCUGCCAUCUUUCUGAAACCUAUCUUCAUUUCUGAAUUCCAACUCUGUAUGCUUAACCAAUAAAGAUAAAAAAAUAAACAUGGGAAA